This is a messenger RNA of Notothenia coriiceps (black rockcod), 591 nucleotides long. RefSeq names its product CHRNA7-FAM7A fusion protein-like. The transcript is spliced from 4 exons. The coding region runs from base 1 to 591 and encodes 196 amino acids. Gene Ontology annotation, molecular function: transmembrane signaling receptor activity; extracellular ligand-gated monoatomic ion channel activity. The record is from RefSeq and is a predicted model, not a curated record. Gene Ontology annotation, cellular component: membrane. Lineage: Eukaryota; Metazoa; Chordata; Actinopteri; Perciformes; Nototheniidae. Gene Ontology annotation, biological process: monoatomic ion transmembrane transport.
AUGACAGUGGUCGAACUGGAGCCGUUUGAGGCCCGACUCAAUCGCUCGCGGUUCCGGACUGCAGUAGUCCGCGCGGGUGGUUGCGACAUGGAGCGCUCCGUGUCGAGAACCACGGGGGAGUGGUGGUGGCGCACGGUGUGUGGGACAUGUUGCAGGGGAAGUGUCCUACAUAUCAAAGAAAGUGUUCCUCCAAUGUUUCUCCCCACACCAGGCAUCUUCAAGAGCACCUGCUACAUUGAUGUUCGCUGGUUCCCCUUUGAUGUCCAGAGAUGUGACCUGAAGUUUGGCUCCUGGACGUAUGGGGGCUGGUCUCUGGACCUGAAGAUGGUGGAGGCGGAUAUCACUGGCUACAUUGCCAAUGGAGAGUGGGAUCUUGUCGGGGUUCCAGGACGGAAGAACGAGCGUUUCUACGACUGCUGCGAGGAGCCGUACCCGGACGUCACCUUCACCGUGGUGAUGCGAAGGCGGACCCUCUACUACGGCCUCAACCUGCUCAUCCCCUGCGUCCUCAUCUCCACCCUGGCCCUGCUCGUGUUCCUCCUGCCUGCUGACUCUGGGGAGAAGAUUUCACUAGCUCUGCCCUACACUUAG